Molecule: messenger RNA, 2167 nt
Organism: Mizuhopecten yessoensis (Yesso scallop)
Lineage: Eukaryota; Metazoa; Mollusca; Bivalvia; Pectinida; Pectinidae
Product: sorting nexin lst-4-like
Exons: 17
Coding region: 41-1846 (601 amino acids)
Biological process (GO): endosomal transport; plasma membrane tubulation; protein transport
Cellular component (GO): plasma membrane; cytoplasmic vesicle
Molecular function (GO): protein binding; phosphatidylinositol binding
Source: RefSeq, a predicted model, not a curated record
GUAUUUACAGAGGGCGCAGUUAUUCGUGUCAGAUUGAGUCAUGGCGGAGACCACGGCCCGUGCGUUGUACGACUUUGAUGGAGAUCCAGAUAAUGGAGAGCUGAGUUUCAGAGGAGGAGAUGUUCUUGCAAUUAUUGCACUGGAUAUUGGAGAUGGAUGGUGGGAAGCCAGGAAUGACUUGGGACAUCAGGGUUUGGUGCCAGAAGCUUACCUACAGAUAAGUGAGGAACCUCCUGAACCAUCCUUUCCCCCUCCCCCACCACCGAUGUCUACACCCCCUGUUGGGGGAGACUACCCUGACGACCCUCGGGCAAGUCAGUACUCCACAGGCACAACAUCUACAACAAACGGGUACAACAGCCAAUACCAGAACACACCUGCCGACAUAGGGGGUGGGGACUAUCCGGUCGGAGGGGGCUUCACUACACAGCAGAGCACAGAUGAGUGGGACGAGGAUGAAUGGGAGGAGGACGAUGACCACUCUUCUACCAGCACAGAUCGGGGCACUUCUCAGGAAUUACAUUUACAAGGACAAGGAAACUUCGGUCUUUCUACAGCCAAACGAGAGCCUAAACAAAUAUCUCCUUCUGGUGAUAUGUCAAAGUAUGGUACAGUGAAGAAAAGCUUUAACAGAUUUUCACAUUUUGCUAAAGCUGGUGGUGAGGCGUUUAUGAUGAGUCAGGUACAGAAUGAGAAUGUAUCGGAAAACGACGUUAUCACCAUUACAGAAACUGCAGAUGGCCCUGUGUGGCCCUUACCUACUGACACAUUCACCUGUGAAGUCGCAUCUCCUAAGAAAGAAAGUAAACUAAAAGGUCUUAAGAGUUACAUAGCCUACCAGAUUACACCGUCGUUCAGUAAUAUCCAGGUUAGUCGGAGGUAUAAACAUUUUGACUGGCUCCAUGAGAGACUGGAGGAGAAGUUUGCCUGUGUUCCCAUCCCACCACUGCCUGACAAGGCCCUAUCUGUAGGAAUUGGGUCAAUUUCUACCACUGGAAUGAAAAAAGGAAGAUACGAAGAUGAUUUUAUUACGGAAAGAAUGCACCUUCUGCAGCUAUGGAUCAACAGAAUUGUACGCCAUCCCUUGAUAUCCCGCUCUGAUGUCUUCCAUCACUUCCUCACCUGUACAAAUGAAAAGAAAUGGAAAGAAGGGAAGAGAAAAGCUGAAAAGGAUGAGUACACCGGUGGAAAAUUUUUCCUUCUUCUGAGGACGCCGGUCGCCCAACUGGAGGAAAGGGAUGUGGACAAGACGAUGGAAACGUUUUGUAAAUUUGUAAAAGGAAUGGAUGACAACGUUAAGGGCCUUAUAACUGUGAUGAACGAGAACAGAAAGAAACAUCUAGGGCCUUACAAGCGAGAGUACCAGAAAAUUGGUCAAUCAUUUAAAAAUCUAGCUACCACAUUUAAUCUAGAUAACUCUAGUUUUUCGGGUAGAUUGACAGCAGCAAUAGACUACACAGGUGACACAUACAACCAGAUAGGAGAUAUGUUUGAGAAACAGCCAAGGGCGGACCUUGAUCCCGUGUUAGAUGUUCUCUAUGAAUACAAGGGGAUACUCAGCACCUUCCCAGACGUCCUCAAGAUACACGAGGGUGCUGUUGGUCGAGCGAAGGAGUGUAAGAAGGAACAAGAUGAGGGUAAAAUGUCGGAGAGUGAUGUACAGAAAGUGGUGAACAAAGCCGACAUCAUAACCUACGGUACGAUGGCCCAGAUGUCACACUUCCAGGCGGAACGGGUACAGGACUACAAGGCCAUGAUGCAAAAAUACCUUAAAGAACAAAUACAAUUUUAUAGAAAUAUAACACAACAACUUGAAGAGACUCUUGUGAAAUUUGAAGAUGCAUAGCAGUGUUAGGUUAAUGUUCAGUGUUUGUCUUAUGUGCUUGUUAUAAACAAAGUGCUGGCAGUCCACAGUCAAAUAGUUCUUGUACAAGUCUUCAGUUCUCUGUGACCUUGACAAAGUGCUGACAGUCCACAGUCAAAUAGUUCAUGUACAAGUCUUCUGUUCUCUGUGACCUCAACAAAGUGCUGACAGUCCACAGUCACAUAGUUCUUGUACAAGUCUUCUGUUCUCUGUGACCUUGACAAAGUGCUGACAGUCCACAGUCACAUAGUUCUUGUACAAGUCUUCAGUUCUCUGUGACCUCAACAAAGUGCUGGCAGUCCA